Amphibalanus amphitrite is the source of this 548-nucleotide messenger RNA. RefSeq names its product glycine-rich cell wall structural protein-like. NCBI's taxonomy places the organism in Eukaryota, Metazoa, Arthropoda, Thecostraca, Balanomorpha, Balanidae. The record is from RefSeq and is a predicted model, not a curated record. Bases 24 to 356 code for a protein of 110 amino acids. The transcript is spliced from 3 exons.
UGAUUGAGCGAGAAGUGAUCAACAUGAAAACGUUUGUGACGCUGUGCCUUCUGGCGGCGCUAGUGGCGGUGGUGACCUGCCGACCUGAACAGCAGGCAGCCGCCGAGCUCACGCCGGAUGCUGGCCAGCCUGUGGCCGAAGCUGGAGACCUGCAGGGCGCUGAAACUGGUAUUUUCGGCCAAGUUCUGGGGAGUCUGCUCGGCGGAGGUCUUGGUCGCGGACUGGGAGGAGGUGGUCUUGGCCGCGGACUAGGAGGAGGUCUCGGCCGCGGACUGGGAGGAGGUCUUGGCCGCGGACUGGGAGGUCUCGGUGGUCUCGGACGCGGAUUGGGCACUGGAGCACUCGUUGGACGUUAAUUUCCGUAUUUUUUUUGCUUUGUUUUGAACAUUUCGUUUAGUGCACUCACUGCCUUAUCCAUGCAGACGGCUAAUAGAGGGCUUUUUGAUGGACGUGAAACUUAGAAAUAUGUUGCCAGAGACGAGCUUGUUGUGGUUUCAGGAAAAUGUCGAAUUCUGUGAAUUUUUCGAACAAAAUAAAUUGCAGCGUAA